AUGGCCGACGCCAUUUCACUCAGAGAGGACGAUCUCCUCGCUGAAAAGGAUUAUGAAAGGGGACUGGUCCAAAAUGUCCCAAAGCUUCCCGCUUCUCCCAACAGCCGCGAUUGCGGACCAUUAGGGAGCGUGCCGCAGCCAGACGAAGCCCUAAUCAAUGAGCCGACCCCGACCCAGCCAAAGAUAAAAAAGGUGCGAAAAGCCACGCCGCCUCAGCCGGGCAGGAGAAGAAAGAGACGGGGCGGCAAAGCUAGCGCUAACCUGAAAGCCUGGCGGAGAACGCCUAAUUCAUCUCCCAGACACCCGAAUGCGAUGCCCACGGCUCAGGCGCCUGCUUCGGCAGCGGCAGUCUCCCUCCCAACCAUGGUUUGUGAAUCUGAAAUGGCUAUCGUGUCAGGAACCCUGGCAGAUCCCACCAUCACCGAACAUGUUGAUUCAGGGACCGCUAGUGCACCCAGACCCUCAGUGGUUCUGUUUGACCGCGUGGCACUUGAGAGGAUAGCCCUCAAGGGUCAGGGUUAUACCAACGACGUGGUGGAUACAAUCAUUGAGGCCAGACGACCGUCCACAAGACGGUGGAUCUUCUGGAUGUCUGCAAAGCUGCCACGGGGUCCACCCCGUCUACGUUCCUGCGACACUACUCCAUCGAUGUCGACUCCAGGAGCGAUGCAGCUGUGGGGAGAGCAGUAUUGCAGUCAGUGUUCUGGUGAGGAGCCCACACCCUCCUCCAAGAAGGUGAACAUAAAGGAUUACGUAGGAAUGCACGAUUCUUUUGUAGUAACUAUUCCAUUUGUUUCCUCCAAAGCAAUUCCCAAGCCUGGCCUCAUCUCCUGGCUUCAGGAAAGGGAAGCACCAUUUCCUCCAGACUCUGAAGAUGAGGAGCAGUCGGCAGAAGAUGGUAAUCGGAGGGGGCAGGCGUAUCUCCUUAGGAAGGGGGUUUCAGAGUUCCGGUGCCACAAUCAAGAAGACCCUUUCCUGGAUUGCCACCGCCUCAUCUCAGAAGGCAGGGCACUUGAAACGAAGUCUCUGAAGAUGAACAUAAUAGUCAGAACCCACACGGGCCAAAAACCAUGCCAGUGCUCAGAGGGUAGGAAAAGGUUCAAGGGUAACACAAUGUCUACUUUGCAUCAGAGAAUCCAUUCAGACGAAAAACAAUAUAAAUGCUUGGAAUGUGGAAAGCGCUUCCGCAGGCGAGCACACCUCACUGUGCACCAGAGAGUCCACUCCAAAGAGAAACCAUAUGUGUGCUUGAAGUGUGGAAAGAACUUCACUCGCAAUUACGGACUCACUUGCCAUCAGAGAAUCCACACAAAGGAGAAGCCAUAUGUGUGCUUGAAGUGUGGGAAAACCUUCCGUUUGAGCUUAUCCCUCACUUCACACCUGAGAAUACACUCAGGGGAGAAACCGUACCAGUGCACAGUAUGUGGGAAAUGCUUUAGUCAGAGACCACACCUUACUUCUCACCGAAGAAUCCAUUCUGGAGAGAAACCCUAUCAAUGCCAGGAGUGUGGAAAAGGCUUCAGCCAGAGUUCACACCUGAAAGUACACUUAAGAAUGCACACGGGAGAGAAGCCGUAUAAAUGCUUGGAAUGUGGAAAGAGUUUCACUUCUAGCCAUCAUCUUAAAUCACAUGAAAAAAUCCACACAGGGGUGAAGCCAUAUAAAUGCCUGGAUUGUGGGAAAAGCUUCAAUCAGAGCUCAAGCCUUAAAAUACACAAAAGACUCCACACAGGGGAGAAGCCGUAUAAAUGCUUGGAAUGUGGGAAGAGUUACACAAACAUUAAAUCACAUGAAAAAAUCCACACAGGGGAGAAGCCGUAUAAAUGCAUGGAAUGUGGUAGACGCUUCAGUUACAGCUCAGCCCUUACAAUGCAUCAAAGAGUCCACACAGGGGAGAAGCCGUAUAAAUGCAUGGAAUGUGGUAGAAGCUUCAGUUGCAGCUCAGCCCUUACUAUGCAUCAAAGAGUCCACACAAGGGAGAAGCCAUAUGAAUGCAUGGAAUGUGGGAAAAGCUUCACUUCUAGCCAGUACCUUAAAAUACACAAAAGAAUCCACACAGGUCAGCAGCCAUAUAAAUGCCUGGAUUGUGGGAGAAGCUUCAAUCGGAGCUCAAGCCUUAAGCAACAUCAAAGAGUUCACACGGGAGAGAAGCCAUUUAAAUGCAUAGAAUGUGGAAAACGUUUUGGCAGCCGUUCACAACUUACAUCACACAAGAGAACUCACAUGGGAUAA
Messenger RNA from Euleptes europaea (tarantolino), 2232 nucleotides. Its product is annotated as zinc finger protein ZFP2-like. The coding region runs from base 1 to 2232 and encodes 743 amino acids. Lineage: Eukaryota; Metazoa; Chordata; Lepidosauria; Squamata; Sphaerodactylidae. The transcript is spliced from 6 exons. The record is from RefSeq and is a predicted model, not a curated record. Gene Ontology annotation, biological process: regulation of immune system process; negative regulation of transcription by RNA polymerase II; regulation of cytokine production.